AGCAGAGGAGAUGGCCAGCUGCCUAAAAACCAACUGGAACUGGAGAUUUCAGAAAGGGGUCUUCAAAACCACCCAGCUCCUUUGCUUCAGCAUUCUGAUCUCUGAACUAAUGAAUCAGAAAGAAGUGGCAGCAUGGACUUAUCAUUAUACUACCUUAGCAUACUCAUGGAAUUUUUCCCGGGCAUAUUGCCAGAAGCACUUCACAGAUUUAGUGGCCAUCCAGAAUAAACAUGAAAUUACUUACCUCAAUGAUGUCAUGCCUUAUUACAGCUCUUAUUACUGGAUUGGGAUACGAAAGAUAGAUAAUAAAUGGACCUGGGUGGGAACCAAAAAGCCUCUCACUGAAGAGGCUGAGAACUGGGCUGACAAUGAGCCCAACAACAAGAAGAACAACCAGGACUGCGUGGAAAUUUACAUCAAGAGCCCACGGGCCCCUGGCAAGUGGAAUGAUGAGCCCUGUGGGAAAAAAAAACGGGCACUGUGCUACAAAGCCUCCUGCCAGGACAUGUCCUGCAGCAUGCAAGGCGAGUGCAUCGAGACCAUUGGGAACUACACCUGCUCCUGUUUCCCUGGGUUCUAUGGACAAGAAUGUGAAUACGUCAGCGAGUGUGGAGAACUUGACCUCCCUCAUCAUGUGCUCAUGAACUGUAGCCACCCUCUAGGAAACUUCUCUUUCAACUCAACGUGCAGCUUCCAUUGUGCUGAAGGUUACAAGUUGAACGGACCUGGCAAUGUGGAAUGUUUGGCUUCUGGAAUCUGGACAAAUAAGCCCCCAGAGUGUAUAGCCACCCAGUGCCCAGCCCUGAAGACUCCAGAGCAAGGUAGCAUGACCUGUCUUCACUCUGCAAGAACAUUCCCACUGUGGUCCAGCUGCAGCUUCAGCUGUCAAGAGGGAUUUGAACUAGUUGGGCCAGAGGAGGUACAGUGCACAGCUUCAGGGAUGUGGACAGCCUCAGCUCCAGUGUGUAAAGCCACUGCCUGUGAGCCACUGGAGAGUCCUACCCAUGGAAGCCUGGACUGCUCUCCAUCCUUGCAAGCAUUUCAGUACAACAGUAGUUGCAGCUUUCAUUGUGCUGAGGGUUUCAUACUGAUAGGAGCUGACAUAGUUCGGUGUACUAAUUUGGGACAAUGGACAGCACCAGUCCCAGUCUGUCAAGCUGUGCAGUGCCAGGAUCUUCUGGCUCCAGACAAGGCCCAACUGAACUGCUCCCACCCCUUUGGUGCCUUUAAGUACCAGUCAACCUGCAGCUUCACCUGUGACAAAGGCUUACUCCUCGUGGGAGCAAGAGUCCUGCAAUGCUUGGAUACUGGGGACUGGAGUGCUCCUCCUCCAGAAUGCCAAGCCAUCACCUGCACGCCUCUGCUAAGCCCUCUGAAUGGAACAAUGACCUGUGUCCAACCUCUUGGAGAGUUCAGUUACAAGUCUACAUGCCAGUUCACUUGUGAUGAGGGAUUCUCUUUGUCUGGACCAGCGAGACUGGAUUGUACCCCAUCUGGACACUGGACGAGUUCCCCACCAAUAUGUGAAGCCAUCAAGUGCCCAGAAUUAUUUGCCCCAGAGCAGGGAAGCCUGGAUUGUUCUAACACCCAUGGAGAAUUCAGUUUUGGCUCCACAUGUCAUUUCUUCUGUAACAAAGGCUUUAAAUUGGAGGGGUUCGACAAUGUUAAAUGCACAGUUUCUGGAAAAUGGACAGCACCUCCUCCAACUUGUGAAGCAGGCAGAGUAUCAGCUCUUACUCCAGAGGUGCAGUGUCCAGCUCUCAUCAUUCCAGACCAGGGAACAAUGUCCUGUAGGCAUCACCUGGGAAGGUUUGGUUUGAAUACCACUUGUUACUUUGGAUGCAAAGCUGGAUUCACUCUCAUGGGAGAUGAUGCUCUCAGAUGCAGACCUUCAGGACAAUGGACAGCAGUAGGUCCAACAUGCAAAGCCAUCAAAUGCUCUGAGCUACACAUAACUGAGUCAAUACUGAUGAACUGCUCCAACCCUUGGGGAAAUUUCAGCUAUGGAUCAACCUGCAGCUUCCAUUGUCCAGAGGGUCAAUUACUUAAUGGCUCUGUGAGAACAGCAUGUCAAGAGAAUGGCCAGUGGUCAGCUACCAUGCCAAUAUGUCAAGUGGGACCACUCACUAUCCAGGAAGCCCUAGCUUACUUUGGAGGAGCAGUGGCUUCAAUGACAGGUUUGGUGAUGGGUGGAACAUUCCUGGCUCUGCUCAGAAAGCGCUUCAGACAAAAAGAUGAUGGGAAAAGCCCCUUGAACCCUCACAGCCACCUAGGAACAUACGGAGUUUUUACCAAUGCUGCAUUUGACUCGAACUCUUAAGAGAACCGUCCUUCUGUAGUCACCUCACCGAACCUCCACCAGAUCCUAUUUUUAAACAUCAGGCUUCCUGCUACACUUGAUUUUAACUACAGUGUAGUUUUCUGUAAAUACUUGUGAAUAAAGACAUGAAAUUGCCUUUAGAUUAACAGUGGACAGCAGCAGAAAGACUGUACCAAAAGCCUAAACCCUUCACCCUCUACCUCUUCCUGCCCCACCUCUCCUCUUCCUUUGACAGAAGCCUCAGAAGCCAGGGCUGAAUGUUUCCACAAUAGUCUGUGGCACUACCAUUUAGCCAGACACUGGAGCUUCUGAUUCAUUGGCAAGCCAGACUGUGGAGAAAUUAAAAUGCCUCUACUGUAUUGGAAGGCAGGCCAUGUCUUUGACUUGAAGGAAUUCCUAUAAGGUCUUCUGUAGUCUCCAGUGGCUGCUGUUUAUCAAGACUCUAAGAUCUCUGCUGUGAGGCUUCCAGAGCAGCCUUUGGGCAGCAGAAGACCAAGAACCAAGACAGGAAAGCAUAUGUCACUGUAGGCCUUCCCUCCAUCCAGGAACCCUCCUUCAAAGAACCCAAAAACCACUAUUCAGAUGUGUAAUUAAAAGGAUUCU
Talpa occidentalis (Iberian mole) is the source of this 2923-nucleotide messenger RNA. RefSeq names its product selectin P (gene SELP). Gene Ontology annotation, molecular function: oligosaccharide binding; sialic acid binding. Gene Ontology annotation, biological process: response to cytokine; leukocyte tethering or rolling; heterophilic cell-cell adhesion. The record is from RefSeq and is a predicted model, not a curated record. Gene Ontology annotation, cellular component: external side of plasma membrane; membrane. The transcript has 16 exons. The coding region runs from base 11 to 2320 and encodes 769 amino acids. NCBI's taxonomy places the organism in Eukaryota, Metazoa, Chordata, Mammalia, Eulipotyphla, Talpidae.